ACUGAUGGAUACGUACUUUAGGCCCUAUGUCAUGUGUGUAACCAUUGAGCAAGGGUAGGAACGUAAUGGCUGACGCUCCGUCAUCGUUCGCUUCUCCUCAAGAAGAGUUAGCGUACUGGAAAAAACUGGCAGAUGAUUACCGGAAAAAUUGGGAGGAAGCCAAAGAAGAACUGGAUGAAUUUCAGAUCAGCAGUCAGGAAUUAGAGGCAGAGUUAGAAACACAACUAGAAAGUGCUGAAGGCAAAGUCAAAGAAUUGACAGUUGCAAAGGAAAGACUACAGAAUGAGGCUGAUAUUCUAAAGGAAAAGUUAGAGCAUUCUCAAAAUGAAUAUUUGCGGCAAAUCAAUGAACUUCAGGAUGAGUUGGCUCAGAUCAAGGCUAUCCGGGAAGAAUUGUCCAAAUACAUCAGGGAAUUGGAGCAGCAUAAUGAUGAUUUAGAAAGAGCAAAAAGAACUACUGUCACAUCCUUAGAAGAUUUUGAAGCUAGAUUGAAUUUGGCAAUUGAGAGGAAUGCAUUUCUGGAGAAUGAACUUGAUGAGAAGGAAAGUCUGGAAGUAACAGUUCAGAGAAUGAAAGAUGAGGCACGAGAUAUGGCCCAUGAAUUGGCAGUAAAAGGCAAGAUGAUGACUGUAAGGAACUCACAGGUUUUACCAGACAAUGAUAGGAUGGACACGACCCCUCAGAAACAUGGCAAUACAAGGCUGCCUGAAACAGACAACAAGGUCUUACACGAAGCAGAAACUAAUACUACUCCUGGAUUAAACAGAGCCGAAACUGGUGGAAGUGCUGGAUUCACCCCAUUAACGCCUUCUGCCCGAAUCUCAGCUCUUAAUAUUGUUGGCGAUCUACUUAGAAAAGUUGGGGCUUUAGAAUCAAAGUUGGCAUCGUGUAGAAAUUUUGUGAAAGAGCCACCUAGGAAAGCCAAUAGUCCUGUUGAUUCACCAAGGGCAGCCAAGAGAGCCAACAGGACAGGGACAACAUCAUCAAGUACACUGCAAGGAAUGGUUAAGAUCACUGUAUGAUCAACCAGUCCAAGUCCAUAUACAGCAUUUUUAAGGCAGGGUGUACAGAAACUGCAGUGGCAGGUCCAGGGAAGAGGGCACUGAGUGACGCCCCCUUCUCCCUACUACAUGUACAUUUAUGUAGGUUAUUAUUUUUUUUUACGGCAUACAACAAAUGCCUAUCUUAAUGUUAUGCUACCGCCAAGCAAUCAGUGACUGGAACCACUAUUCUGGCCUGUGCCCAUGAUACAUGUACGGCACGCACAGAUUGUAUGCAUACAACACUUGGAUUCAUUACCUAGUGUACUAAUAUUCACAUGUUCAACAUUACAGUGUUCAACAAUGAGCAUGGUAAAUUUAGGAAGCGAGUGCAAAAUUA
This is a messenger RNA of Patiria miniata (bat star), 1380 nucleotides long. Its product is annotated as nuclear distribution protein nudE homolog 1-A-like. The record is from RefSeq and is a predicted model, not a curated record. Gene Ontology annotation, cellular component: kinesin complex; kinetochore; centrosome. Gene Ontology annotation, molecular function: microtubule binding. The transcript is spliced from 9 exons. Bases 66 to 1022 code for a protein of 318 amino acids. NCBI's taxonomy places the organism in Eukaryota, Metazoa, Echinodermata, Asteroidea, Valvatida, Asterinidae. Gene Ontology annotation, biological process: mitotic centrosome separation; establishment of mitotic spindle orientation; centrosome localization.